Messenger RNA from Doryrhamphus excisus (bluestripe pipefish), 920 nucleotides. The record is from RefSeq and is a predicted model, not a curated record. NCBI's taxonomy places the organism in Eukaryota, Metazoa, Chordata, Actinopteri, Syngnathiformes, Syngnathidae.
UCGCAUCACCGUGGACUUAUGAGUCAAACAGCCGGAAUAUACGCAGAAGACUGUCGACUGUUGAUGACGUCAACGCGGUGUCGACAACACACGAGGACAAGAGCAGCCGCUGAUAACUCGAUUAUUGAGAGGGAUAAUAUCGACACUUUCCAUUAUGCCGAAACAGAAAACAAAGAAAUUUGCUGCAAUGAAACGGAUGAUCAGUUUGAAAGAUAAUCGCAUAAAAGAACAACAACGUUCCAAAGCAAAUGAAAAAAAGAAGAAAGACCCUUCAGAGCUGAAGGAGAGAGAAGUGCCCAAGUACCCGUCGUGCCUGUUCUUCCAGUACAACACUCAGCUUGGUCCGCCGUACCACGUUCUGAUUGAUACCAAUUUUAUCAACUUCUCAAUCAAGGCCAAACUGGACAUUGUUCAGUCUAUGAUGGACUGUCUGUAUGCCAAAUGUAUCCCUUAUAUCACAGACUGUGUGAUGGCUGAAAUUGAAAAGCUGGGAAUGAAGUACAGAGUUGCGCUCAGGAUAGCAAAGGAUCCGAGGUUUGAGCGUUUACCUUGCACACACAAAGGAACAUACGCUGAUGACUGUCUGGUCCAAAGGGUAACACAGCACAAGUGUUACAUCCUGGCUACUGUGGAUAGAGACUUGAAACGAAGGGUCAGGAAGAUCCCCGGAGUGCCCAUCAUGUACAUCUCAAACCACAGGUACAACAUUGAAAGAAUGCCUGAUGAUUAUGGUGCGCCGAGGUUUUGAUUAUUUGUACAAAAUGUCGCUGUAUAUACAUUUUACUUCCUUUAUGUACUGUACAUCAGAAUUUUUGAAUUGCAGAGGAAGUUGCAUUUAUGUCGUAUCACCUUGAGCUAUGUUUCCCAUAUAAAAGUGUCACCACUCAUUGUUAUGGAGUGUGAAUAAACGGAUUGUUGCA